UUUAUUUUCUGGUCAGUUUACUGCUCUUUCUCAUCUCCAAGUUAGAAUCGCGUUGAUUUUGGAUCAAAUUAAACAAACAGGCGCCUGAUUUCCACCAAGAAAUACAAUGGAGUACGAUUUUAGAAAACGGAACCCGCCCCAGUAUGAUUCCACCACGCCGCCGUACGGCAGGGCUCCCUCCGCUUCUCAUCCGCCCUACGCUCAACAGUCCGUACUAUACCCUAAGAUCGGCAGCGCCGACCCUCAUUCAGUCCGCAACCCUCCGUUUCACCAUGCGCCGCCUCCACCUUCUAAUCCUGGGAUCGGGAUUAGGGUUGCGAUCAAACCUGAAUACAGAAUCACUCCGCCGCCUCCAUUGCUGCCACAUCUGGGUGAAAUUCCGCGCAGCAAUUUCCACUUCGAUUUCGACUUUGAAAGGAAUGUGCUGACGGAAGCAGUUAAGGAAAACCCCAACUGGGCUAGGCUUGGAAUCGACAAUUCUCUACCAAAGGCAACUGAGCCAACACCAUCUUAUGGUGCGGCCGCAGAUCCUGUGGUGAGCAAAUAUAUAGCAGCAGGUCUCAGCAGAGAGGCUGUGCCGCUUGCAGUUGCAAAUUAUGGAGACAAUCCCUCCAAGGUUAAGGAAUUCGCCAAUGGAUUUACCCUACUACGAGAAAUGGGAUUCCCGUCGAACAAUGUAGCUGAGGCCUUAAUUAUGUACGACAACGACACAGACAAGGCAUUGGCUCAACUUAUCAAUGCUCCAUCCUGAAUAAUACUACUCCAUAUCAGAAUAUUGCAAGUGUUGUUUUAUACGAAAUUAGGUAGCAUCAUGUAUUGUCUAUCAUUGUAAAGAGUGAAAUUCUAUGAUUGUAUACACAUUUGUAUGCCCCUUUAUAGCAAUGACCAUUUUCUUUCCUCUGUUUUUA
Molecule: messenger RNA, 908 nt
Organism: Salvia hispanica
Lineage: Eukaryota; Viridiplantae; Streptophyta; Magnoliopsida; Lamiales; Lamiaceae
Biological process (GO): ubiquitin-dependent protein catabolic process via the multivesicular body sorting pathway
Cellular component (GO): ESCRT I complex
Molecular function (GO): ubiquitin binding
Source: RefSeq, a predicted model, not a curated record